AUGACGGCCGAGUUCGCAUGCAUGGGAUUUGCUCCGCAAGAGAUGAUCCAAGUCGUCGCCGGUGGUCAAACCCUGGGAGGCGUUCACUCGGCCAAACACCCUACCAUGGUCUUGCCAAAUACUACGGCUCUGGGAGUCGCGGAUUUUGACUCCACCAACAGUACAUAUGACAACAAAGUCGUCACCGGCUGGCUAUCUCGACGGUACAACCCAGAACCCCUGGUGAUUGGGCCAGACGUGGAAUCCCGUUCGGAUCUACAAAUCUUCUCCUCUGAUGGAAACAAGACGGUGUCGUCCAUGGCAGACCCAGCGUCUUACUUGACCACUUGCUCGACGAUCCUCGCAAAAAUGAUCGAUACUGUACCUGCUCAUGAUGUCAACCCGUACAAUCUCCAGCUCAACGUCGUGGGCGAUGACGAUAUGCAGUUCUCCGGGGCGAUCUGGUUCAAGACGACCUCGGUUCCAAAGUCGGCCAUCUCAAGCAUUCAACUUGCUUGCAAAGACCGAAAUGGAGCUGAUGGUGUUGUGAUCGGGACCACGAUCCUGGGUGACGCAUCAGGCUUCGAUGAUACGUUUAGUAUGAGCAUUGAACCUGAUAUCAAUCAGUAUUCAACCCGGGAAUGGCUGCAAAAGCUGCUCUGUCGUCGGAGUGACCUAUGA
Capronia epimyces CBS 606.96 is the source of this 660-nucleotide messenger RNA. RefSeq lists its product as uncharacterized. Gene Ontology annotation, molecular function: heme binding; peroxidase activity. The transcript is spliced from 2 exons. The record is from RefSeq and is a predicted model, not a curated record. Bases 1 to 660 code for a protein of 219 amino acids. Gene Ontology annotation, biological process: response to oxidative stress. NCBI's taxonomy places the organism in Eukaryota, Fungi, Ascomycota, Eurotiomycetes, Chaetothyriales, Herpotrichiellaceae.